This is a messenger RNA of Fusarium redolens, 549 nucleotides long. RefSeq lists its product as uncharacterized. Lineage: Eukaryota; Fungi; Ascomycota; Sordariomycetes; Hypocreales; Nectriaceae. The coding region runs from base 1 to 549 and encodes 182 amino acids. The transcript is spliced from 2 exons. Gene Ontology annotation, molecular function: 2 iron, 2 sulfur cluster binding. The record is from RefSeq and is a predicted model, not a curated record.
AUGAAUUUCUUCAACCCAUUUUCUCGACAAGGAGCUCAAUGGGCAUUUGUGGGCCGUACAUCGUCAUUUCCUGAUGUAGACGAUGAUGCAGGCAACUUGGCAAAACAUCGCUUGUGUAACGCAAAAUCAAUACCAGGCUGCAAAGCCUUUCACAUACCGAAGGAGGACGUCGCAGCCUCAAAAGAGGUUCCAAUUGGUGAUGAAUCCUUCUGGGAGUCACUUGUUGAUCAGGUUCUUGUGUUUCAAUACAAAGGCAAAUUUCAUGCAAUCGACCAUUCAUGCCCGCAUAGCCAAUAUCCUCUUUCGAAAGGCACGCCGUUUGAUAUUGAAGACUUUGGAGUUGUCCUCAGUGCUGGACUGUUAUGUCCGAAUCAUGGCUGGUCCUUUGAUUUGUUUACCGGCAUGUCAGAUCGAGGCAGCUAUAGACUUAAAACCUGGGAGGUCGAAAUCAGGGAUAUCAAAGAAACGGAAUCCACUGAUACAAAUGAGAAAGACGAAUUAUCGACGGAUAAAGAGGUUUGGGUGAGGAGGAAGCAAAGAAUAGGUUGA